Ipomoea nil (Japanese morning glory) is the source of this 4089-nucleotide messenger RNA. RefSeq lists its product as uncharacterized. Gene Ontology annotation, molecular function: nucleic acid binding; RNA-DNA hybrid ribonuclease activity. NCBI's taxonomy places the organism in Eukaryota, Viridiplantae, Streptophyta, Magnoliopsida, Solanales, Convolvulaceae. The record is from RefSeq and is a predicted model, not a curated record. Bases 1 to 4089 code for a protein of 1362 amino acids. The transcript has 2 exons.
AUGGAGCAGGUUGUUUACCCUAAUCUCACUGAGGGCUUGGUUAUUACGGAUCAGAAGCGUAGAAGGCUUGAUCCAUCUGGGCCUACUGAGGAACCCACUUUUGGGCCUAAUAUUGAGCCCAAUUCUUUUAUUGAUCUGAAUGGGCCGGUUACUAGUCCAAACAAACUUCACCCCAUCCGCAACAAAUUAGGAUACCUGGGUCUUUUCUAUGUAAAAAAUGAAGGCCAUAGCGGUGGUCUUGCUCUCUUCUGGAAGGAUGGCACAGAAGUCACCAUACGUUCCUACUCUAAACACCACAUCGAUGCUAUUGUUUCUCUGAACGCCGGAGACUCUAUAUGGCGCUUUACCGGUUUCUAUGGGGCACCUGAUAGACAUGAGCGACAACAAUCCUGGUCCUUACUCAAGCGAUUAGCUACCUCCAGCACACUACCAUGGGUAGUCAUGGGAGAUUUUAACGAUGUGCUUCACCCUGAGGAGAAACGCGGCGGGAAUCCCCAACCCAUGAGAUUAAUCCGAGGCUUUCGAGAGGCAGUUGAAACAAGUGGUUUGAAAGACUACGCCUUUGAUGGUUACCAAUUCACCUGGGAGCGCUCAAAAGGUACCCCUACUUGGAUUGAAGCAAAAUUGGAUCGAAUCCUUGUCACAGAUUCUUGGUGUGAGAUGUUUACAAGUGCUAAGGCUUGCUCUGUCACCACUCCGAAGAGCGACCACAUGCCUCUCCAUCUACAAAUUCUGCCGCCCCCAAUUCAUAAUCCUAGUAUCAGAUACCGGUUCGAAAAUCUAUGGUUACGUGAAGCACAUUGCAGGGAGGUUAUGAUUGAUAGCUGGUCUAAAUCUCAUGGUCAGGACCUAAUGAACAGAGUGGGCCGCUGUGGAAAAGCUAUAUGGAUUUGGGGGAAAAAUUUCGCACGAGACUUUCAGCGCCGUCUGGAUUUCUGGCGUCGGCGUAUGGAAUCUACUAAGCACAGACGUGACCAACUAGGCAUUUCUCAGUUUUCUGAAGCCCAAGCGCAAUAUCUUCGCGUCCUUCAGCAACAAAGUGACUAUUGGCGUCAAAGGGCAAAACAAUUUUGGCUAAAGGAUGGAGAUACCAAUUCCAGCUUCUUCCACAAGUCAGUCCGUCGAAGACAACAAGCAAAUCGGAUAACUAAGCUCAAGGAUAGCAACGGGAAUUGGGUCGAAGGAGGUACUGCUCUGGAUUCUCUCAUUACUUCUUAUUUUCAUGAUUUAUUUUGCUCUUCUCUGGAUAUUAUGAAUGCUGCUGCCGACUGUAUUGUGCCUCUAAUUAAUGCUUCCCAUAAUGCUUCUCUGAGCCGAACUGUUACCUUCCAAGAAGUAAAAGAUGCUUUGUUUGAUAUGAAACCGGAUAAAUCCCCAGGCCCGGAUGGUCUUAAUCCGGGUUUCUUCCAACACUUCUGGGAUAUAAUUGGCAGUGAAUUGCACCAUUUUUGUUCAGAUUUCUUUCGAACAGGAAAGCUCCCAGUCAGCCUCAAUUCUACCUAUAUUGUCCUCAUCCCAAAGAAAACCAAACCUGACUCAAUGGGCGAUCUAAGACCUAUUGCUCUAUGCAAUACCCUCUACAAGCUUCUAUCUAAGGUUCUAGCAAAUCGCAUUAAACCUUUGUUGGCAAACAUUAUUUCUGAAUCCCAAUCGGCCUUUGUUCCGGGAAGACUUAUCUCCGAUAACAUCAUGCUAGCCUUUGAGUUGAACCACUACCUCAAACGAAAGAGCCAAGGGAAUACAGGUUAUGUGGGGGUUAAACUGGAUAUGAGCAAGGCUUUUGACAGAGUUAAUUGGUACUUCCUGUUAAAAGUCAUGGAAAAAAUGGGCUUCUCUAGUCACUUUGUGAACUUGAUUCGAGAAAUGAUCUCAACUGUCAGAUAUACCAUUCUUCUUGAAGGAAGGGCAAUUGGUACAGUAAUCCCUAAUCGUGGCCUCAGACAGGGUGAUCCAAUGUCACCAUAUCUCUUCAUUCUCAUCCUUGAAUCUCUCCACCUUUUGAUCCAAAAAUCCCAGACUUCCGGGCUGCUCCAUGGCAUAUCCAUAGCCCGAAGAGCCCCAACUAUAACAAAUCUCUUUUUUGCAGAUGACUGUUAUAUAUUUUGCAAAGCUACUCCAUCUGAAGCCGCAGCUCUCAAAAACAUCCUUGAAACCUUCACCUCUGCCUCUGGCCAAUCUGUGAACUACACAAAAUCUACCCUUUCCUUCAGCAGAAACACAUGUACCAACUCCAAGACUGCCUUUUGCAAUAUUAUGGGCAUUAGAGAGGGCAAUCUGAAUGGAAGCUAUCUUGGCCUACCCUCUAUCAUUGGUCGUAACAAACGUGAAAUUUUGGGUUUCAUUAAAGAUAAGGUUGUUGGCAGAAUCAAGAGUUGGACACAUAAAUUCCUAUCUAGAGCCGGUAAAGAAAUUCUUCUUAAAAAUGUUAUCCAAGCCAUACCAACUUUUGCAAUGAGUGUUUUCCUCCUUCCUAUCGAAAUGGGUAAGGACAUUGAAAGAACCAUGAAUAGCUUUUGGUGGGGAUGUACUGGUGACAGAAACAAAGGAAUUCGUUGGAAAAGUUGGGAGAGAUUGAGUAUACCUAAGAAAUGGGGAGGUAUGGGCUUUAAACGUAUUAGGGAAUUCAACAUUGCCAUGUUAGGAAAACAAGCUUGGAGACUUGUUCAACAACCUAACUCCUUGUUAUCCAGAGUUUAUAGAGCAAAGUAUUAUCCCAACUCAUCUUUCUUUGAUGCUCAACUUGGAAGCAAUCCCUCUUUCAUAUGGCGUAGCAUUCUUGAAGCCCAACACACUCUUAAGAUGGGCUGUCGAUGGAGGAUAGGAGAUGGCAACUCUGUCAAUAUUUGGACCGACCCUUGGCUUCCCAAUUCUGAGUUCCCAUUCAUCCUAACAUCUAUGCCGGAUCAUCCUCUUGUUACAUCUGUGGCUUCCCUGAUUAAUGCAGUUGAUCACUCGUGGAAUGCCACCCUUAUUGGCUCAACUUUCAGUCAAGUUGACAGAGAUUUGAUCUUGUCUAUUCCGCUACCGAAUUCUCCUACCAAUGACAAGAUUAUUUGGAUGCAUGAUGAGAAAGGAAAAUUUACUGUUCGGAGUUGUUACAAACAUAUAUUGGGUAAUAUGGAUCAUCUUCAACCCCCUUUCUGGACAAGAGCUUGGAAACUUAAUCUCCCACCAAAAAUAAAAUCCUUUCUAUGGCAGCUAUGCUCCUCCUCCUUACCCACUUGUGAUAAUCUGAGGUCUAGGCAUGUCCAAAUUCCAGAUUCUUGUCAAAUAUGUAACGUUGUAGGAGAGACUGAUUUCCACCUCUUUGUUAUCUGUCCACUUGCACGUAACUGUUGGGAUAUCUUGGGAGGUGUUGAUUAUCAUUCUGACAACACUUUUUUUGAUUGGCUGGAGCGUAUCUUCUCCUCUAAAUCUGAUGCUGAUAUAUGCUUAAUUAUCUCUAUCUGUUGGAAAUUAUGGGAGGCCAGAAAUGAAAAGCUCUGGAACCACACUAUUCUCAAUGCAUCUUUUAUUUGCCUAUCAGUCAAAAACUUCAUUUUUGAAUGGCCUAAAGUAAAUGCUUAUACUGUUUCUAAUACCAGGAGUACAGAUUCUCUUACUUCUUGGACCAGACCUCCUCAUGGAAUGCUUAAGCUCAAUGUUGAUGCUGCCCUUGACUCCGCUAACAAAAGGAUGGGUUUUGGAUUCAUUCUUCGUGAUCACACAGGCGCACUUGUUGCAGCUAGAAGGCUCCCCUGGUUCUCUCUACACAAGCCGAAUGAAGCCGAAGCUAUUGCUGUUCGGGAAGCGUUGAAGUGGAUCAGAGGCACCAAUAUUGAUAAUGUGCUGCUUGAAACAGAUUGCCUACAAGUUGUUAAUUCCAUCUCUGUCUCUCAUGCUUUCAAUUCCUCCUUUGAUCUUUUAGUUAAUGAUGUUAGAUCUAUAGCCGCAGUUUUUAGUAACUUAGGCUUUUUGUUUGCUAAACGGUCCGCGAACAGGGUUGCCCAUACACUAGCUCGGGAAGCCUUGUCUAUGCCUGACUGUUCUGAUUGUUCGUUUGUUCCCUUUCCUUCCAUUGCUCCGUUUUUUAGCAUGGAUCUUGCUUAA